Molecule: messenger RNA, 1947 nt
Organism: Physella acuta
Lineage: Eukaryota; Metazoa; Mollusca; Gastropoda; Physidae
Biological process (GO): spermatogenesis; homologous chromosome pairing at meiosis; oogenesis
Cellular component (GO): lateral element
Source: RefSeq, a predicted model, not a curated record
UUUUUUAUGAAUGAAUUCUGAAUUUAUGAAAAUGAAAGAUUUUUCUUCAAAUUCUUAUUCGCCAAGUAGAUCUAAACUAGAUGCAUCUUGGUUUAAAUUAGCUGUAGCUGUAGCAAUAAUUCGAAAUAAACCUGCUAAGGAAAGUGCACGAAAACAUACAGAGAAGCUUCAGGCAUUGUAUAUGCUAUCACAAACUAAACUGCAUGAAGAAAUCCUUAAGGCUAGGCUGCACACAAAUGAAAAGAUCUCAACAUUAUCAUCCUACAAUAAUCAAACCAGGGGACUUACAGCUGCAAAAGGUCACAAUGAAUAUAAUGAAGCCACUUUGAUUGAAAGCAUUUCUUUUAUGCAAAGCAUUUGUUCUCUUCAAAAGCUUGCCAGUCAACCUACCUUAGAGAAUCAUCUUAUAUCAGAUUCAGCUAAACACUGUAUCCAGUCUAUGAGUGACAUGAUUGGACGAGGCAUGAUGACAGUUUCACAAACAAACUUAUGUGAAGCUGCUUCAAGUAUCAGUUCUAUCAUUGAGAAAUUUCAUUGGCUGCAGGAGCAGGACGACUUUAUGUGUUGGGUUUGCAGAUUGGUUGAACAAAUUAUCUGUCAGUUACUUCAGGCUUCAAGAGAUGAUACCGUAUCUACACACCGUCAUAAGAGCUCACUGGUCAAGAUGCUGCUUAUCUUCAUGGAGUGUAGUUGUCUCCCAUUGCUGUUGUCUAUUCUAGAAUCACUUGUUGAGUAUGUGGAGCUGUUUUGUGAGCAGCUGCAACACAGCCAGCGAUCAAAUGAGCCGGUAGACCCGAGUUUGUUUGAAAACAGUUAUUUCAUCAUAUCUGCUUUAGAACAAACAGCCAAGCUGUGGCGAGACAGGUGCUGUGUACCUCAGUAUUUUUUACAUGAAGCUCAAACCAGGCUGGACAGGGCUUUGGCAAAGAUCUCCAGUUACUUCCCUUUAGUUGCCCAUUCUCUUAUGAAAGUCACAUCGCUGUUGGAAGCCAUUCUUCAGAACAGAUAGAACAUUUUUGUUAUUGCAUCUAUUGUUGGAUAUUUUAUAAACAUUGAAUUUGUUGAAAAUAAAACAGAAGUAUAUUUUUAUAAAGUCAAACAGUUUGAAAAACAUUAGAAGCUAUUUUACUUGACUUUUUUUAUAAUGUUUUUUUUUGUCCAAUUGUUGGUAAAGUUGCAUACAUAUCUUACUGCAUUAUUUUUGGGGGGAUGGAGGGGGUUCAAACAAAAUCUCAGUGGGAGGUGGUAAAAUUUAAAUAUUAAAAAGCUUUUUGACAUAUUUAGCAUACAUAUGAUCACCCAAGGGAUUUUAUAUUUUCUCACAUAAUUUAUUUUACUAUAGAGGUAUUUUAACUUUGCACAAUCAGGAAAUGUGCAAAUAUUUAUUUUUUAUGUAAAUGCACUUUUAUUUUGUCGUAUUUUGUGGAAGAUGUUUUAUUAUGUACAUGUUGUCAUCCUUUGCAAAUCUCUAUAUGAACAGUAAAAAAUAAAUUCCCCUGCACACAUAUUUGUGCGCAUUUUUUCUAUUUACCGCAUAUGUAUAUUCAAGGAUAUAUUAUUACCAAAUUCUUUUUAUGGGAAGAAAAGCUUUCAUUUUUAUAGUUUUGAGAAUUAGGCUAUUUUUCAGGCAUGAAAAUAAAUUUUGUAUUUUUUUCAUGUGGUCACUCACAUCUUAGUAUCACAACUUGAUCAAUUGUUUAUUUUCAUUUCUUGGUCAUUUCUUGGUCUUCUUUACCAUCUACUAAAAUAUAAUAGUUAUUCCUGCACUCAUCCUAAAGAUAAUCUAAGCUUGUUUGGGGCUCCUUGGCUGAAAAUUGUAAAGAGGCACCAGGGGUUAUCAUACAAGAUUCUAAAUUUUCAAUACCAUUAUUGUGGCCCCUGGUCAGUCUCUCCCUUGAGUCCACAGCCAAUCCAUACAAAAUUAUUUUUGGCUUAUUUUUAUAAAAU